AUGAGUGACAGUAUUAACAUGGAUCUUUGCCCUGUAUACGCGCCGUUCUUCGGUGCUAUGGUACGUGCAGACUUCGCUGGCGAAGAUCGGAAUGCUAACAUCGAUGGUGUGACGGCGGCCAUUGUGUUCACCUGUCUCGGUGCCAGUUACGGCACCGCCAAGUCCGGUGUAGGUAUCUCGGCUAUGGGUGUGCUUCGUCCGGAUCUCCUCAUCAAGUGUAUUAUUCCUGUGGUUAUGGCUGGUAUCAUUGCUAUUUACGGUCUUGUGGUCAGUGUGCUCAUUUCGGGUGACAUCAAGUCGCCGAUGACUCUCUACGCUGGCUUCAUUCAGCUCGGUGCCGGUCUCUCUGUCGGUCUCGCUGGUCUCGCUGCCGGUUUCGCCAUUGGUAUCGUUGGUGACGCUGGUGUGCGUGGUACCGCGCAGCAGCCGCGUCUCUACAUUGGUAUGAUUCUGAUUCUCAUUUUCGCCGAAGUGCUGGGUCUGUACGGUCUAAUUGUGGCCCUGAUCCUGAACACGAGGAGCCAAGAUGCUAUGAGCUGCACGCUCUAA
Molecule: messenger RNA, 549 nt
Organism: Malassezia pachydermatis
Lineage: Eukaryota; Fungi; Basidiomycota; Malasseziomycetes; Malasseziales; Malasseziaceae
Product: vacuolar atp synthase 16 kda proteolipid subunit
Exons: 5
Coding region: 1-549 (182 amino acids)
Biological process (GO): proton transmembrane transport
Cellular component (GO): proton-transporting V-type ATPase, V0 domain
Molecular function (GO): proton-transporting ATPase activity, rotational mechanism
Source: RefSeq, a predicted model, not a curated record